Molecule: messenger RNA, 882 nt
Organism: Dermacentor silvarum
Lineage: Eukaryota; Metazoa; Arthropoda; Arachnida; Ixodida; Ixodidae
Product: thymocyte nuclear protein 1-like
Exons: 7
Coding region: 120-743 (207 amino acids)
Cellular component (GO): nucleus
Source: RefSeq, a predicted model, not a curated record
AACAUUGAGCGCGCGUUUGAACUCUUCGCUCUUGCCGCGUUUUUAACUUUUUUUCGCUUGAUAGGUCUACAACUUCUUACUUGUCUCAAGAAAAUUCCCACAGUGCGCCCGGCUUGCAGAUGCCUCCACGGAAAAAAGCGAAGAUUGAAAGUGCUGCUGAGAAAGCAGGUCAUCCAGAUAAACAAGCAUCAAGGGAUACGCAAAAAACAGAUGAAGUGGUUCACUGGCUGCUGAAAUCUGAACCAGAAAGUCGCAUAGAAAACGGUAUAGACAUGAAGUUCAGCAUUGAUGACCUAGUUAAGUGCCCUGACAGCACAUCAUGCUGGGAUGGAGUGAGAAACUAUCAGGCACGGAACAUCUUACGGGACCAGAUGAAGGUUGGUCACCAGUGCUUCUUCUACCACAGCAACUGCAAGACUCCUGGAAUAGUUGGAAUUGUCGAGGUUGUCAAGGAGGGUUAUCCCGACCACACACAGUUUGACAAGAAGGAUAAUCACUAUGACAGACUUAGCACCACUGAAAAACCAAGGUGGUUCAUGGUCGACGUAAAGUUUGUCCGCAAACUUGAUCGCCAGAUCACUUUGGCUGAACUGAAGACGCUUCACGAGAAACAUAAAUCUCAAAAUCCCAAGGGUCCUUUGGCAAACAUGGCUCUGGUUGCGAGAUCACGUCUUUCAGUGCAGCCGGUCAGAAAAGAAGAAUGGGACUUCAUCCUUAGCCUUGAGAAGUCUUCACCAGAGUAGUCUGAUAAAUUGAAUGAAAUAAUCAGCACUCACCUUGACACAAAAUAGCGGGUGCUAGCUGUCACCCGACAGUGUGCGCUUCUGCUUAUAAACAUCUUAGCAGCAUGACAAUGUUUUAAUAAACAUAUUCAAAAAUGUU